AUGACUUCUACAUCGGACGAUAAGAUUAACGAGGUUUCCGCUCCAGACAACGAGCGAGACGGUUCGAUCAGAGACGGGGAGCUUGCAUUAACUACGGAAGAUAUAGAGACUGGUGGGUUCGACCUACAGGCUACUAAACGCCUCCUUUGGAAGAUUGAUCGAAAUCUGCUCCCUCUUAUCACGCUACUAUACCUUUUGAAUUUCCUUGACCGCACCAACAUCGGCAAUGCCCGCCUAGCAGAUCUUGAAGAAGACCUUGGGAUGAAAGGUCUGGACUACAAUAUCGCUUUAGCCGUUUUCUACCCCUUGUAUAUCCUCGCCGAAAUCCCAUCGAACCUGGCCCUGAAGCGAUGGCGACCAUCAAUCUGGAUUCCCUCCCUCAUGAUCGCCUGGGGCGUCGUCUGCACGCUCAUGGGUAUUGUUAAGGACUUUCCUGGCCUGCUCAUUGCCCGCUGCGCCUUGGGCAUCGCCGAGGCAGGGGUCUUUCCUGGGAUCAAUUACUAUAUCACUCUGUGGUAUCGUAGGAAAGAGUGCGGCCUGCGUAUGGCUCUCUUCUUCUCCGCGGCGACUGCCGCCGGCGCGUUCGGCGGGUUAUUGGCACGAGCCUUGGUCGAAAUGGAUGGAGUCGGUGGGUUGUCCGGAUGGUCGUGGAUCUUCAUCCUCGAGGGAAUCGCGACUGUCGUGAUCGCCGUUUUCGCAUUCUUCUUACUGCACGAUUAUCCUUCAACCGCGCGAUUCCUCACACCAAAAGAAAGAAGCGAAGUUGUCCGCCGCCUAAAACACGACCGUUCCAUCCUUCCAGACGAGUUCGACCUCAAAUACGUCCAGCACGCCCUAAAGGACUGGAAGAUCUGGGUCCACAUGUUCAUCACCUUUGGAAUUUACACAGCCGUCUACUCAUACGCCUUAUUCACGCCCACCAUCGUCAAGAAUCUCGGGUACACGAACGAACGCGCCCAACUAAUGUCGGCGCCACCCUACGUGGUGGCCUGCUUCUUCUGCAUCAUCUGCGGGUACUUCGCGGAUCGGCAUGGCCAGCGAGGGAUCUACAUUAUAUGCAGCUGUGCUCUUGCCAUCAUCGGCUACGCAAUCCUGAUGAUUUCACAGAACAACCACGUCAAAUACUUCGCCUGCUUCGUCGUCGCUGCCGGCAUCUACCCCAACGUGCCUCAAGGUGUGGCCUGGAACGGCAACAAUAUCGGCGGUUCCAUCAAGCGCGGUGUCGGGAUCGCCAUGCACGUAGGCUUUGGUAACCUCGGGGGUAUCCUUGCUAGUUUCGUCUAUCGUGACGAUGGUCCGAGGUUCCUCUCGGGGCAUGGACUUCUACUGGGCUUAGUGACGAUGAGUAUGGUACUUUGUAUUUUUAUGAGGAGUUAUUUGAUAAGGGAGAAUGCCAGGAGGGAUCGAGAGUAUAAGAAGCCUGAUGAGUAUACGGUGGCGGAGAUGGUUCGGGAUAGGGAGAUGGGAGAUGAUGCGCCGUAUUUUCGGUAUGUUGUUUGA
Scedosporium apiospermum is the source of this 1500-nucleotide messenger RNA. RefSeq lists its product as uncharacterized. The transcript has 6 exons. The record is from RefSeq and is a predicted model, not a curated record. Gene Ontology annotation, biological process: transmembrane transport. The coding region runs from base 1 to 1500 and encodes 499 amino acids. Gene Ontology annotation, molecular function: transmembrane transporter activity. Gene Ontology annotation, cellular component: membrane. NCBI's taxonomy places the organism in Eukaryota, Fungi, Ascomycota, Sordariomycetes, Microascales, Microascaceae.